This is a messenger RNA of Malania oleifera, 2426 nucleotides long. RefSeq names its product polyamine oxidase 1. The coding region runs from base 160 to 1635 and encodes 491 amino acids. Gene Ontology annotation, molecular function: polyamine oxidase activity. The record is from RefSeq and is a predicted model, not a curated record. NCBI's taxonomy places the organism in Eukaryota, Viridiplantae, Streptophyta, Magnoliopsida, Santalales, Ximeniaceae. Gene Ontology annotation, biological process: polyamine catabolic process. The transcript has 10 exons.
AGAUUUCCUGGCAAGAAGAAAAAGAACAACUAUAUAAAGCCACGAACCGACUCCCGCUAUUUCUGCCCAACGAAACAUAACAACUCAAAACUCUCUCUCUCUCUCUCUCUCGCUCUGCCAAUCGAAACUACAAUCUCUUUAUCUCUCUGUCUACACGUUAUGGAUUCCCCUAGUCGCUGCUCUGUGAUCGUCGUUGGGGCAGGAGUUUCCGGUAUAUCGGCGGCGAAGGUGCUCGCGGAGAACGGAGUGGAGGACCUGGUGAUUCUCGAGGCGUCCGACCACGUCGGAGGGAGGAUCCGGAAGGAGGACUUCGGCGGCGUGUCGGUGGAGCUCGGGGCCGGUUGGAUUGCCGGCGUCGGCGGCAAAGAGUCCAACCCGGUCUGGGAGCUCGCACGGAAUUCCGGCCUCCGGACCUGCUUAUCCGACUACAGCAAUGCGCGGUACAACAUCUACGAUCGAAGUGGGAAGAUAUUCCCGAGUGGACUCGCCGCCGACUCGUACAAGAAAGCGGUGGACUCGGCGAUUCAGAAGCUCAGGAACCAAGAGGCUAACAAUGGCGGCGACCCUUUAGAUUUGCCAUCGACACCCAAAACGCCAAUUGAGCUUGCCAUUGACUUCAUUCUUCAUGAUUUUGAGAUGGCAGAAGUUGAGCCAAUAUCGACUUAUGUAGAUUUUGGCGAGCGGGAAUUCCUAGUUGCUGAUGAAAGAGGGUAUGAGUACCUGCUCUACAGAAUGGCUGAAACUUUCCUGUUUACUUCAGAGGGUAAAAUCCUGGAUGGUCGUCUACAGCUGAACAAGGUGGUUCGAGAUUUGCAGCACUCGAGAAACGGCGUGACGGUAAUAACGGAGGAUGGCUGCGUCUACGAAGCCAAUUACGUGAUUUUGUCUGUUAGCAUUGGCGUUCUCCAAAGCGACCUCAUCUCCUUCAGACCUUCCUUGCCCCGGUGGAAAACAGAGGCCAUAGAGAGAUGUGAUGUGAUGGUGUACACAAAGAUCUUCCUAAAGUUUCCGUAUAAGUUUUGGCCAUGCGGGCCAGAGAAAGAGUUCUUUAUUUAUGCUCACGAGCGGAGAGGUUACUACACAUUUUGGCAGCACAUGGACAAUGCAUACCCCGGGUCUAAUAUUCUUGUUGUGACGUUGACAAAUGGAGAAUCGAAACGUGUUGAAGCUCAAUCAGAUGAAGAGACUUUGAAAGAAGCUAUGGAGGUACUUCGGGACAUGUUUGGGCCCAACGUACCUAAUGCCAUUGAUAUACUUGUGCCUCGUUGGUGGAACAACCGGUUCCAGCGGGGCAGUUACAGCAACUACCCCAUCAUUUGUAAUUAUCAAGCUGUUCAUGAUAUUAAGGCUCCCAUAGGACGAAUAUUUUUUACUGGAGAACACACAAGUGAAAGGUUCAAUGGCUAUGUCCAUGGUGGAUAUCUCUCAGGUAUUGACACUAGUAAAGCUUUACUGGGAGAAAUGAGGAAAGAGAGUGAAAGAAAAAGUGAGAAUCAAACCUUUCUGCUGGAACCCUUGCUAGCUUUGACGGGGUCGCUAACAUUAACCCAAACAGAUGCAGUCUCAAGUCUCCACAAAUGUGAUAUCCAGCUUUUUCUUGGUAGUAAUCUUGGCAUUCCAGAAGCCAUCUUAUGACUAAAUGGACCUGUGAGCAAACACCAUUUUGCUGAUGAUAAAUACAUUACUUAUGGGAAAGAUGGCCAGCUUGUGGAUCAAAUCCACGUUGAGUCCUCAAUGCCCUCUGCUAAGUAGAACAAAGGAGAUACAAUGCAAGAAAAUAAAGGCCUGUUUAGUUGUGGAAAAUUCAUUUUUUUCCCAUUUCUAGCUUUUUCAAAGAACAAAUAUACCACCUUGUUUUCAGUUUUCAAGGUUUAUAUGGAGACCUGAGAAAAUAAAAAUAAAAAACUAUAUUUUCCAAGUUUCCUAUACAAAUCUUGAAAAGUUAAAAAACAUGUUGGCAUUUUUGUGAUUCUUUAGAAACCUAAAUAAAAUAUGAAAAUUAUUUCCACAACUAAACAGACCCUAAGACUUGCACAGGGGCAAACAGAUCUGUCAUUAUUCGCACGAGAAAGUUUCAUUAUCAAUGGAGUAUCAGGGGUCAGGGUUUUGGAGAGGAUUGAUUCAAGCAUGCAUAUAAAGUUUGUUCAUUGGAGCAGAGAACCAAGACUGGGGUGCAGGACAUACUUCCAACUCUAAUUGUACUGGUGGUUUGGUGUGCAUACACAAGAAAUUGAAAUGGAAUGACCUCUCUUUCAUCAUCAUCUUCAUCUUAGCUAUUCCCCUUUUCUCUCUUUAAAUUCAUUUAUGGCUUGAUGUAUGUGCAUUAUAUAAUGCUUCAAAUUUGGUGAGACAGAAUCAUACCAUAGCUUUGGAAAUUUAGAAUUUUCAGUGCAUCAUCAAUGAAAAUGCGAAACUUUCAUCAAGAA